GUCAGUGCUCGGCUUGAUCAACUCGGUGCAUCUCGUUUCCGUUUGUUUUGUUUACGUUUUAUUAUCUGUCUUUAUUUUAUUAAUUAAUCGUGGAUUUAGAAAAUAAAGUAAACGAGACACAGUUACUAAAGUGAAGUGCAGUGCUUUAUAUCAAAACAUUCGAUUCACAUAGUUUGCUUGAUUGAAUCAUCGGUUUAAGUUUUGGUUCUUAUUUUGUGCAUAAUUAAGUUUUUGUAUUGUGUUUAUUGACUUUUUACUGAUUUAAAUUAGCGUUUGUUUGUGUACCUAUUUGAAUUGAGCACGAUGAUCCUUAAUGGAGCGACAGGAUUGGCUGCUUCGACGCCGCGAUGACGUGAUCCUGAUUCCGAUUCGCGGAGAGACGUCAACUUUGCUGAGAUUGGUCGAAAAUGUCCGGUCUCCAGGCUAGAAACGAAGAAGCCAUCAAUGGAGUUGACGUCAGGGAGCAAGGCAGUGCUUUGAGGGUGGCGACCAACACUCCGCAUCUGGUGAGCCUGGGUACUGGGCGAUUGAGUACGGCUGUCACGCUACAUCCCAUCAAACAGGGUCGGGUGACGAUAGGCUCUGACCCGACUUGCGACAUCUACGUGGUGGGCACAGGCGUGUCUCCCAUCCACUGUCGCGUGGAGAACUCCCACGGCGUCGUCACUCUGUAUCCUAUAAGUGGGAGUACGUUGCUGGAUGGCUUGGCUGUGGAUAAGCCCACUCGGCUCUCUCAGGGGAGUAUGUUGACAAUAGGACGGUCGAAUUACCUCCGUUUCAACCAUCCUGAGGAAGCGAAAUUGAUGAAGUCGGUGCUUCCCUCCGCUCACGUUUCCAUGGCGCCCAUACAGUUCACGCCCAAUGAUCAAUGCCUGCCUACUGGUUACCAGAAUCACCACUCCGAGCCAAGCAACCAAUGUUACCAGAACGCCAAUCAUCAGAAAAUGUACAAAGAGCACACCCUCUCACAACUCGACCAAGAACUGGACAUGACUCUCAAAGAUCUUUCCAGAAAAAAACCACCCGUUGCACCCAGAAAGCCUUACAGAGACCUUGAAUCAGACUCGAACUCAGACCAAGAAGCCAAACCUAAAGUGUCCAGUAUUAUGGCUAAAGUCUCAAAAUUCGAAUAUUACGCUAAACAACAAAAAGUUGGCAGAAGUCAAUUCUAUACGUCGACUGAAAAUGAAAUAUCACCAAAAGUAUUCAGCUCGAAUUCUCUAACAGUCAACACACCAGCUAAAGAUGUUUUAGGAGGGAAAAACGUACCAAAUUAUAUUAAAGUUAAAGAAAAGGUUGUACAUAUCAAUGAUAAUAAUUUAGACCCGAGGAAAUGCUCGUACGCGAAUGUUGCUAUAAGAAACAAGAAGAUAGACGAUAUAGUUAGGAAUUUCGAUGAUCCCAGAAACGAUUUCCGUUUUCCGAAAAAAGUUAAUAACGAUCAGCAGAAUUCUGAUAAUAUUUACGGAAAAAUCAAUGUUAAAUGUGAUCACAAUGAUAAGAAUAAUGUCGAAAAUGCAAAGAGUAAUUCUGAAAUUGCUAAAAAUAAUGCGGAAACUGCUAGAAAUUUGGAGAUUGUUCUAGAACAGUCCAUAAAUGAUGCGUAUGGGAAGGUGUGUGAGAGGGGUGUGGGUAAAUGUAUUACGUUGCCCUCACCGGCCUUCGAUAGAAAUCCACAAUAUUCGCCGGUGUAUGCGGGACAUUAUGACAGGAGUUUGGACGCUGAGACCAAGAGAUUGAAGGCGUACCAGGACAGGGUAAAGGAGGAGGAGCAAAAAGAAGCGGAAACAGCCCGUUUAGAAGAAAUUCUCAAUAUGUGCGCGGAAUAUGAGAGACAAAUUGCAUCCGGCAACCCCAUCACUCCGACCGAGAAACGACCUCACAACAAGAUCAUAACGAACGGAUCUCUGCCGCGGAGCGUCGCUUUGAACAACCCCAACUUCGUUCAGACCAGCGAUGGUUAUUAUAAAUUCGAUACUAGUCACAACCGCAACAAUUCACUCAGCCAAUCCCUCCCUAUGCAAAGAAACCUAUCGAGUUACGAAAAUUUCGACCCACAAUCUCCUCUAGACCAAUCCACUCCAGAAGUGACCAUACGACACCAAAGUAACUACGAAAAUGUUGGCAGAAUGGAUGAAAUAGGUAUACCUGUCUUCGAUUCACCAAUAAAAGAAUUAUCUAGUCCUAUAAUCAUAAGAAAAAUUAAUAACCAAAGCGGUGAUAGAACGGUAACAUCUCCUGCAGGAAGCCCCUAUGAAAACAUGUACUUUAACAGGAAUAAUGUCUAUGGGAAUUUAAAACCUAAAUCUCCUAACACCCAAAGCCCUAGGACUAGAAUUAAAACUACAUUUGCACAUAAAAAUCUACCGUCCCCUCAGUAUUUUAUAUUCCCCACUCCUCCGCCUAAAGAUAAUGAAAACAAACCUGAUUUUAUUAAAAACGGUACGAAAGAUAGUGUUACAGAUGAUUCAAAGAGUAAUAUUGGUGGUAUUGAAAAACAAUUGAGUUUAGAAGAAGAGAUACCAAUGAUUGAUGAUUCUGAUAUCACAAACGAUAUUGAAUUCAGAUGUUCUAAAAUAAUGGAUAAAAAAGAUGAUACCUCUAAACCAGAAGCGGUUGCAGUAGACAGAGAAAUUACGCUAACAAAAAAUCAGAGUUUUGAUGAUGUCAAAAAAGAACUGAUGGCUGAUAUACCAGAGUUAGAGGAAUUUGAGAAUGAUUUGAAACAAAAUAAGCAAGAAAAGUUAAUGAAACAUAUCACUGAAGAUAUGAAAAAGAUUGAUGUUGAAGCCGAUUCGAUUGAAAGUACAGUUUUGGAUGACAAUGUAGAUGAAUUGAAGGCCAAAUUUGACAGUUUAAAAGAGGAAAGAAAGAAAUUAGUUGCAGAAAUUCACGAUAUCAAAUGUAAGAUGUCUGAAAUCAGAUCACAAGAAGAUGAUAUAUUAAGAGAGCUUGAAAUGGAAAAGGCAUUGAUCAAAGGAGAGUACGAUUCGGAAAUAGCAAUUUUGAAUAUAGAACAGAAGAAAAGGGUGGAGUUAUUGGAGAGGGCGAGAAAGAUAGAGGAAGACAUCAAGCAAAUGAAAGAGAGGCAAGAGUCGAGACAGAAUGAGAUGAAAGAUAGAGUUGAAAUUGCUACCACGAAAGUUGAAAGAUUGGAGAAAGAUAUGAAAGGCAACGCGGCCACGUUGGAAGAAUUGCAGAACGCUCAAGACAUAUUGGACAACGAGACUAAGAUAUUCGAAGAUUUGGAAUUUCAACACUUAGAAGAGGAAUCUGAACUAUUGGCAAACAGGGAAGAUCUCCAAAACGAAAUAAUGGUGCUAUCGAAGAAAAUCGAAUCGCAAAAAUCAAGAAUCCUCACAUUAAAAUCUGAAGCGAACAGCAAUCUCACUUCGGCGUUAGACGAGACCAAAGUUUUAAGAGCAGAAUACACCAGACUGCUGAAUCUAGUUGAAGAUCUAACUGGCAAAGUGCAAGGCAUAGAAAAAGAUUUAAAACCAAUAGUAGCCAAACUAAAUUAUAUAGAAAGGACCCAAUCACCAGAUAGCGCAUUUUUCACAGACAUGACUAGAGCGAAAUCCGGCGAAUUCGGAUAUUCCCCACAAAGUUCUGAUAGUGACGAUCUAGAUCUUAAUAAAAUAUCCGAAGAUCAUUCGAAAAAUCUCAAAGACAAGUUCAACUCUAUAGAUCGAAUGUCACAAUCUAUGAUUGUAGAUAUCGAGAGGAGAGUGGGAGACGUUGUCGAUGACAGAACAAGCGAAAGUCCGUCUAAGUCUUCAACUUCUUCAAAGGAGAAGAAAGGAUUUUGGGAGAGGAACUUCGACUCACUAAAGCGAAAGAAAAAACAGAAAUCGCCCGAGAAAGUGGACUUAAUGUCGCAGAGUCUAAACGAGAAUAUGUUUUACAACAACGAAAAUAUUGAAAACGAUUUCGAUAAGUUUAACAGUUUGAGAAAUUCAAAAAAGAAGAAAGAUUCUGCUGGUCCUAUUAAGAGCAGUUCCUCAUCGAAAAUUCCGACUUUCGCUGCUUUAGGGAAAAUUAUUAAGAAAGAUUCGUUCGGUAAGCGAUCUAGAGAGAACAGUAUUAAGAAUGACGAUAUUAGUGAGAAUAAUGUUAAGAACCGUUACGUAAAAAACGCAAAGCCUGUUUCAGCUGAGAAUAAAUACGUGAAAGCGAAAUCUCUUUCUCCUGAUAAGAAUAAAGAAGAAGAAACGAUUACUGAAGAAACAAGCGAAGAAGUUAACGGUGACAAAUUUAAUGCGACAUUCGAUGUUAUACGACAGAAUUCGGUUGAUGAUAAAAAGAAAGUGUUGCAUAGGAAGAGUUGUGGUGAUGAGCCUAAUGUUAAAAUGGAGUUUGCUAAGAUUUCCGAUUCUGGGAAGAUUCCUUCGCAAGAUGACAUUGACAGGAUAUCGAAAGUGACGAUUGAUGCCCCGAUCCUGUCGAGUGAUACGGACAUGAAUUCCUUAGGGAAGAGGACGUUGGAUAGCUUGAUGGAGAUUGAGAGGAGACGGAUGGAGAUGUUGGAAGAACAAGGUUGCCAAGUUAUAGAGAACGAACGCGAGAAGAUCUCCGAGCUGAAGCGUCGCGUCCAAGACGAGACCAAGAAGUUGUGGGACCAGAGGUACCGGUCGGAACAAUCUAGAUCAUUGGACAGCGACGGUCUGCCGUACGACGAUAGGACGGAACGUGUCGGGACUAGUCUGGAUGAUUCCUUUGUCAUGAAUUCCAGCGUUUUUGAUGAGAGUUCCGGUCUUAUGUCUUCGUCCAUCGAAGAGUUACAAGUGGGCCCGCGGGCCGACUCCACGGAGGAUGACAAGCGGAGCGACGACAGCAGGCCGCUCAGCCACGCGUCCGACUUCAGCAGGGACAAUAUACUAUCGCUCAGCAACGCGCCGCGUCGGAGCCGCCGCGGCAUCGCGCCCUACAGCGACCUCCAGCGCCCGCUCACGAGGUACCUACCCGUUGACAGAGACGACUUCGAUCUGCGCAGGCACGUCGAAUCUGCUGGCCACCAGUUGGAGGUGUGCCCCUACGUGACCAUCAACUCCACGUCGUGUCGCGGCUACCUCCACAAACUCGGCGCCACCUUCCACACUUGGUCCAAACGGUGGUUCGUUUUCGACCGAGAAACGAAGACGUUCAUUUACUACUGGGACAAGAGUGAGAAGAAACCGCGCGGCGGCGCUUACUUUCAGGUAAUUGAAGAAGUAUAUUUGGACCACGGCAACACUUCCCGGUCGCCGAGCCCGCAGACCACGUUCAUAGUGAAGACCCGCCAGCGGCGCUACUAUCUCAUGGCGGCGGCCGGGGAGGCGGCGCGCAUCUGGAUCGACGUCAUAUUCACGGGCGCGCAAGGCUACACGGAAUAUUUGGAAUGAAGAUAAAUUUGCCAACAUUUUGGGUAAAAUUCGACUUUGUGACAGCUGAAAAGCUGUUUUUUUUUUUUUUGGUUACUGUUUUUUAGGUACCACUCUUUUUUGGGGUGGGUUAGCAUGUUAUGCAAAUCUACGAUAAAUAAUGGCAGAUUUAAACGGAUUUUCUGAAUUAUGAGUAAACUUAUUGAACAGGUGUCUAAAUGAAAUGAAAACUACAAAUAAAUUGUAAUCAUGGCGCAAACUUGAGCAAAUUUUUAAGUUUUUUUUUUAAAUGAAGUUAAGGAACUUGCAAUUUCAUUAUUCGAAUUAUGAAUACUUACUAUUAUGAUUUCAAUGUGAGAAAUACAAGCAGAUGUUAAUUUAUUCCAUUCCAAGCCACAAUGAAACAAGUAUUAUGAGAUUAAAAUAUAUUUCAUUUAUUUAAUGUCAAUUGAUAAAGUAACUUCGGUAAUUACAACAAAAUGAAUGCUGUAACAUAUGGUUCUUAAAAAUUAUCUAUACAUCGUUUACUAUUAGUAUUAUAUAUUUAAACCUGGGCAGCUAACUUUACAAUUGCUCCGAUAAAAUCAUUAAAUAUUGUAUUUGGAAUGUUUAAUUUUAAGUAUACAAAUGGCACAUCAAAUUAUAUUAUGAAAUUGAUCAUCACUAUAUUUUUAUAGUACCUAUUUUGUUAAAAUGAAUCUGACGCAUCUAUAACUUUUACUUCUGUGUCACAAAUGUGCGUGUGAAAGAGAAAAAUAGUCUUGCUAAGUGCCAACUUUUAAACCAAGCGUGUGAAGUACAAUGUUGUACAUUAGUUUUAAGUAAAAACAUAUAUUUUGUCAUCUUGAACCAUUGCUAUAUUAUAUACUAUGCUAUGAAUUAUAUACAGACAAUAAAAUUCGUGCCAACCAAUAGAAUUUAAACGAAAAAUGGGGGCGCUAUUUUUAUACAUUUUAUACAAAAUUUAAAGUAUUAUCGGUGCCUUGACGAAGACUGAUAAAUUACUACAAUAUUUUAUUAAAAUUAUGCAUGCGAAAUAUAAAACUGAAUUGAAAAAAAAAUAUGAUCAUUUACGAAAUAAAAGUAUAUGUAUUAAUUAAUUAUACACACUUAAAAUUAAUUAUGCACGCUUACUAUGGGAAUAUUAUGUUACCAAUAUGUAUUUUAAUUGUGUGAUUAAGUAUUUGAUUAAUUUGUGAUCAGAUUUUUCGUGGGUUGUGUAUGAAAUAUGUAAAGUAGAAAUGGUGAUUCAAAUCAUGGAUUUUAUUCGUUUGUCAUUUUAUGAUAUGUUUGUCCAAAAAACGUUGUAAAAUCUUAACGUUGUCAAUUAAUAUAACAAGAUAAAAUUGAAUUAAGUACAAAAUCGUAAUAUUUGGUUAACGAACUAAAAUACCAGUGUAAAAUAGUAAGGUUUGCAUAGGUUAACGUCUGAAUACCAUUAAUUUUAAGGUCACAUUAACCAUCCGAAUAAAAUUAUUGUAUCGUGAAAUAAUUGUCUUAUUUUUGUCUAU
Molecule: messenger RNA, 6871 nt
Organism: Amyelois transitella
Lineage: Eukaryota; Metazoa; Arthropoda; Insecta; Lepidoptera; Pyralidae
Product: pleckstrin homology-like domain family B member 2
Exons: 19
Coding region: 408-5381 (1657 amino acids)
Molecular function (GO): protein binding
Source: RefSeq, a predicted model, not a curated record